GUUACUGUGGACGGUGCAUAACAACUGUCUGAUCAAAUUAUCCAAUGUUUAAUGGCUUAUCUUCCCUGGCGAUUUAACGUGACUAUACCAUCAUCUAUGGCGUGCAAUAUCUCGCCCUGAUGGAAUAGCCGGACAAAUCCCUACCCGACAGCCGCGACUCAAUUUCCACUUGGAAAUCUCCCUAAUGAACCCCUCCGGAUCGCGAGUCCAAAGUCGCAAUGGAUGAUAAGAGUGAUAGCUCGUCUCCCGAUCCACUGGGCUACCCCGGCGACCCAGAUUAUAUCCUCUCCUCAGCGACGAAGCCCUUUUUGCGACGUGGAAGCACUUUUUCGCCACGAAAGUCCGUUUCGCCUAUCAGGAGCCUAUCACCCACUAAGGCUGGGAGGAGCGCGCGGUCCAUUAGAUUUGAAGAUAUAAUUCUCCCUUCUACUCCAUCCGGGCGUUUUAAUGGCAAACAUAGAUUAUCCCCAACGAAAACGGCAACGCUAAAUUCGGAGGGUAAUACCAGUCCCUGGAGGAUCCGAGUGACGGUCGAGGCAGAACAAGAUGAGGGUGAUGAGAAUUUUCCAGGGAGCAUGCGAUCAAAUGUGAAGUCGCGAAGAGGAAGAACAACCAAAGUGCCUUUAAAGGAUGAAAAUAGCCCCUCGGAGCGAAGCCCUAAAAAAAGACGAACGGGAAAAUCGGACCUGUCGCAACGGGUUCCAACACCUCGAAAACGACGAAGCAGGGUUGAAACCCCGUCAGGAAAUACGAGCACUACUCAAAAGACAAAGCGAGGAAGGCCUAGGAAAAGCCAGGCUACAGUGGAAGAAAGCAAUGUGACAGACAACAAAGUCACAUUUGCCGAUUCGGUACGGAAAAAGAUGCAGGAAGAAGAUCCUUUUCUGGACAUUGCGACGGAAGAUAAAGGAACCAACCACGCCGCUGCCGAUAAUACACUUCCAGGGGUUUUUGACCCGAGUCCCGUUCCUGAUUUUAUUCCUACCCGCGGUUAUGAUAGAUCGUCCCCAACGCCAAAUGAGAGGACUAGCUCGCAAAAUCCUGACUCCCGGUUUGGAGUGGAAAACUCAGUUCCUGAUGCUCCCACGAGCUCUACCUCCUCUCCAUACUCUCCACGAUUACAUACCGGCCUCACUCCCGAAAACACAAUCGAUGCUGGGCAUACUCCUGGUCCACAGGUUAGAGGAUAUCCUACCCCGACCUCGUCAUCCUUAUUAGAAGAAGGUAUUACCGACAUCCCUACGGGCCAUACUUCAAGUCCAAAAAUACAACAACACGAACCAGUCCUUCAGCCAUUAAGUGACCCAACAAACCAACAUCGAGAAUUUGACUCGAUUCUAGAAAGUGAAGGUUUCAGCAUGGUGUCACUUAAUACCUUGCCCUCGGCGAGCCAGCAGCUUAGUAAUUCGUUUCAAAGAGCCGUGAACCAAGGAAUGAUUAACAGUAUGAAGAAGGCAUCAAAGAAAGAGAUGCUAAGCUCGUCGAAAUCUGAAGCUCGACACUCUGAGCUAUCUGCUUCUGGCAAUUCCGAUAAAGCUAGUGGAUAUAUGUCCUCUUCACAACCUCAACCAAAGUCACAACUAUCGCCACAGAUGGGAAGGGAUCCACGAGAAAUCUAUGAAACUCCAGGAACAGGGUUUUCCUCACAGCAGCCCCCCGAACCCGCCAUUCAGCCCUCACGGCCUUUUAAAAAGACACGACUCGUGAAGUUAGUACGAGUAAUAAGAGCAGGUAUUGCGCUUCAGGGAGUUCUUAAUCGACGUAGGAGGAAUUCGCGGCUGCAAAGCCCCUUCUCAAGCCCAGGCCAUACUCGAGUAGAUGAUUCGGAAUCUGUAAAGAAACGUCUGGAUGCACUCUUUCAGGGAUUUGGUGUUGAGACAGAACGAGAACUACGUGCCGGUCUUCGCUUUGGGGAAAAACUUGCGAAGCUUCGAGAGGUUGAGAGCAGAAGAAGGCGUGAUGAACCAGGACCGGUAACUAUAUCACCAAUGACACCAGAUGGCUUUGCAACUAAUGAGCGAAAUAUCGUGGGGCAUCCAGAAAGGAGCAGUUCUGGAAGGAAAUGGAUAUCUUCGGAUUCGGCGAAGGAACGAACAAAGAGAAAGCUGGAUAGGGGUUCUGUGCAACUUACGAGUAAUCCCAGGAACCAAAAUCAGUCUCCCCAGCUGUCGAUUAGCCGAGAAAUGGCGCGACGUGAAGCACUGUGGCAGCGUGAGAGAGAUGCAAUUAGUCACCAAAUACAGGAGGCAAAUUCGAGCCAGGUUAUUGUUAUUGAUAGUGACCGAGGUAGUUCAGAAAGUGAUAAUCCAAUCAAUGAAGGGGCCGAGGAACACAAUGAAAACGAUCCUACGAAAGAAGGAGAUUACGAGGAUAUAUGGCAGCAAGAAGCUCGUGAAACUGAGAUCCAGUCAGAGUCAGCGUCAUUCAUCGAACUUAGUCGGGAAGAACUUAUCAAGCCCCCGCGGAGGGUGCUUCCAAGCCCGUGGAAACGCAACGGAGACGUUGUUAAUCUCAGCCAAGACGAAGAAGGAACUCCUGGUCCUGGUCCAUACUGGAAAACUCGCACCAAUGGAUAUCCUAUAUUACCCAGCGGGAAAAGCCAAACCGCAAGAUUCAGAGAACAAAAUGUUGAAAGUUCAUCAUUACUGGGCUCUCCAGAAAGCGCCACAAGGAGAUUUUAUCUGGUGAAUAAUGUUUCCUCUGAAGGCAAAACCAGCCGGUCUGAACAGCUUGAGGACCUGCAAUUUACGCCUAAAAUAACCUCGAGUCCUACCUUCGUAGCUUCCUACAGGCGAGAUGAGACCUCCCGCACUGAUGACCAAAUCUCUGACGCUAAUGCUAUCCAUCAUCCAUGGGCUCCUUCACCUGAAAGCAGCAAAAUUGAUAUGGGCCACACGAGUCCAGAUAAUGUCGACGUAUAUUCUGAGCCUCCAGUGGAGGAUGGCCAUUUGUAUCCGGAAUUGCCGUCUAAUUCGGUUCAUUCGUCAAGAAACAGUCCAGUUGAUGAAGAGCAAAUAACUUCCAAAUCAGAAUCACAAAACUCGACCCCUCGAGCCCGCAAAGAUGACCAGCGUGAUCGGGAACCGUCUACUCCCACCGGAGCACAGCAGGAGCGUCGUCCGUUAUCUUGGUUCAACAAGUUGACAGACCUUGCUCCAUCGUGGCUUACCACUCCAGCCUCUCGAAAGGUUGAAAGAAGUCAACCAGAAGCAGUCAGCAAAUCUGCGUUCGCUGUAUCCCCGAACCGUGGUCUUUCAAUCCAGAGCGCGUCUGUUCAAGGGUCUCCUACUCAAAAUCAUUUAGUUUCAAGGCCACCAACUCAGCCUCCUCCAAUUGAGAGUUCUCCGAUUCAGGAAUUGCCAGUACAGGAACCAAUUGCUGAAGAUGGCCAUUUACGAGUACCACCAACAGAGUCUCGAGCGGAAGGCUCUCCGGCCCAUCGACACCUUCAUAAAUCCAUCAACAAGAUGACAGUUGACGCCGGAACCCAAUUCUCCUCUCCAUUAAUACCGAAGCCAAAACCUCGAAUUAGAGGUCAACAAAGACAACCGCCCGCGCAACACAAGGCAUUGCCAAUCUCAGGCUAUUUCACAGAUGACCAUUAUACCGCACUGCGCCAUCUAUACCACAAGGCAAAACGAUCCCCUGGUUCCUUCCGCUAUAUCGAGACUCUAGGUCGAAAAAAAUUGUUAGGUCAGCGCAUAUAUUCCGCUGAUGGCGUGUACAGCCGUCGGAUUACAGAAAUGCAAAUUGCCAUUGUGGAUAAAUUCAGACGGAACUUGUCUGUUGACAGUAGGAAACGCGGUGGAACUGGGAAGGUGGAAUGGAGUGAAGCAGAGCUUUUGAGGAGAUUGUUCAGCAUAAUUGUAGGUGAACAUGUGAGGAGGGAGCGGAAAAGAGAUCUUGAACAGCAGCUUGCGGACCUACAUGAAUAA
Messenger RNA from Histoplasma capsulatum G186AR, 3935 nucleotides. RefSeq lists its product as uncharacterized. The coding region runs from base 219 to 3935 and encodes 1238 amino acids. NCBI's taxonomy places the organism in Eukaryota, Fungi, Ascomycota, Eurotiomycetes, Onygenales, Ajellomycetaceae. The transcript has a single exon. The record is from RefSeq and is a predicted model, not a curated record.